CUCACAUAUGUCUGGUGACCAUCAAUUGUGGCAUUUUGCAAGUGCAAGUGGUCUAGCCGUGCGUCAUUCUCUAUGCAAGUCAUCAGGCGCCGAGAGUGUUCAGGCUUUGAAGAGUAAAUCUCCGUUUGGAGCAGCGCUGCCAAACCCAUGGGAUUGAGAAUUAAAAACAACGCCAAAAUCCAUAAUGCUUCUCUUUUCUCCAGUUUUCACUGGCUGUCAUAGCGGAGUUGAGCUUAUACUCCGUAUCCGCUCAACAAAUCCAUCUUGAAUGUCUAGUCGGAUUUCGGACUGGUCUGCCAAAUCGCUUACGCCAUCUCUUGGCUUUGUCUUUUGUUCAAGGCUAACUAGCACUUUUGACCAUGACAAGGCCGCCGUGUCCGUUUCUAUUUAGGUAGAUCGUCCGGCCUUCAAAGAUCUCUGGGGUCGGACGAGUUUGCUUGAGGCAUCCCAGUUGGAACAAAAACAAAUCGCAAUGAGCCCGGAGUUUUCUGUGGCCCGAUCAAACCUCAAGAUCUCUUGAGCUUCUACUGCAAUUCGGCUUUUUGAGUCUUCUAUGCCACCGCAAGAGUGAACCUGAAGCAAUUCAGUUACAGUCUCUUAAAAAUCAACCGCCUUAACCAAAUACUGCGAACCUGGUGGAAACCGCGCUGCGGUACAUACUCGCAUCCAGUCAGGAGUCAAACAUACAUCAUGACAUUACUACCCAAGGGUUCAGAAAAGAUGCCACUGCUUGAUGAGCAGCAUAGGGCUACCUUCCCUCCCGCAUCGUUCGCCGACGCGAUUCCAGGGCCAUGGGGUCGCCGAGUUCCACAGGCCAUUGCCCAUCGCGGCUACAAAGCCAAGUGGCCCGAGAACACCAUGGCUGCCUUCGCCGCCGCCCUCGCGGUUGGCGCUCAGGCCAUCGAGACAGACCUGCAUCUUACCAAAGACAAAGUGGUCGUUUUGUCACACGAUGGCACCCUAAAGCGCUGCUUCGGUGAAGACCGGAAGCUUGAAGACUGCGAAUGGAGUUAUGUGAGCACGCUUAGGACCAUGAAGAGCCCACCAUCGCCCAUGCCGAGGUUAGCAGAUCUGCUGCAUUACCUGACACAGCCUGGCAUGGAGGACAAGUGGCUCUUGUUGGAUAUCAAGAGAGACGAUGAUCCGGACGAGCUCAUUCGCCGGACAGCAGAAACAUUCGCAUCGGUCCCGUCUGUGCGUCCCUGGAAGGACAGGAUAAUAAUGGGCUGCUGGGAUGCGAACUAUAUGCGCCGCUGCAGCCGCCACCUCCCUGGCUUCUCGGUAGCUUAUAUUGGCUGGUCGCUACCCUAUGCCUGGCAGCUCCUCAAGCACUCCGACGUCUCGUUUAACCUUCUCCAAAAGGUGCUCGUGGGCCCGUUUGGGAAGCAAUUCCUACGCGCGGCGGAGGCCCGCGGCAGGCAGGUCUUUGUCUGGACGGUCAACGACGUCGAAUGGAUGGAGUGGAGCAUCAAGAAGGGAGGCAUCGAUGGCCUCAUCACCGACGACCCGGAAUUAUAUGUAGAGGUCUGCAGGCGGCAAGACGACGAUAGGGGUGGUGAGAGAGGCUACGUCAUGGGUAGCGGACUAGAGCAGAAAAUGUUACCCCAGGAGUCUGGGGCACUGAGGUGGACGCGGUUGUACGCCGAGGUGAUUAUACUGCAGAUCCUAGCCAGGAUAUUAAUCUUGGUGACUAGAAUCAGGUUAGGGUCCGAGAGGAAAAGGGUAAGGGAUGGGAUGAGAGGAUAAACCAUAGAUUAUCUUAUUUGGCCUCGAAUUAACGAAUGAAAGUCAAAUCUUUGUCACCGACACAGCCAUAAAAAGGCAGAAAAAGAAAGAAGAAAAGAAUAUAGAACGUCAAACCAAGUUCUGUCUAAUAAUCGUGGGGCAACAUCGAAUAUGCAUUCAAGAUAGCCCGUAAGCGUGGCUUGAGGUCAGGUUUCAUUUCAUGUCUAAUUCUAGACUAGUCUUUGCUGAGGUCUAUAUUCACACCCUUUAGGGCAUUAACGGCCCACGAAGGAUAAUCAUCCCUGUCAGGAUAAAGAUCGGCAAAGAACUUCUUGACCAUGUCGGGAAAUCUGUCCGCGAUGAUGGACUCCCUGAUCUCACGCAUCAGAUUGAGUUGGUACCACACGUUGUGAAUGGUCAGGAUGUGAGCCGAGACGGUCUCCUUGGCGGCAUUGUGGUGCACAAGGGCACGCGUGACGCCGGUGCCGCCCUCGGGCACGGGACGGCAGCACACGCACCCGCAGCCGUCCUCGACGGGGCCAAAGUCGUCGGCGAACUGCUUGUUCCUCAUGUUGAGGACGCCGUGGCGCGUGACGGCGUUGCCGAAGCGGGCGGUGCGCGUAGGCCACACGCAGUCAAACAUGUCGGCCCCCAGCGCCACGCUGACCACCAGGUCCUCCGGGUAGCCGAUGCCCAUGACGUACCGCGGCUUGAGGUCUGGGAGGAGCUCCGUGCACGUCGCCACGACCCGGCAGUAGUCCUCCUUGGCCUCGCCGCCACUCAGGCCGCCGAUAGCAAUGCCGGGCGUGUCGCGCCGGAGCAUCUCGGCGGUGCACUCGCGCCGCAUGUCGAGAUCGAGUCCGCCCUGGAUGAUGCAAAAGAGGUUCUGCGUCUCGGGGUUUUUGUGAGCGGCUAUGCAGCGGUCGAGCCAGCGGACGCUGCGCUCCAUUGCCUCGCGCAUUCGGGCCGCGUCGGGAGACGUAGUGACCAGGACAUCGUCGAGCUGCAUCAUGAUGUCGGACCCGAUGCUGUUCUGCAGAGACAUCGAGUGCUCCGGGGUCAGCAGCAUGGGGCUGCCGUCGUGCGGGCUCAGGAAGCGCACACCUUCCUCGGUGAUGGUGGCCAGCUUGAGUAGCGACACCAUCUGGAAGCCGCCGCUGUCGGUCAGGAGGUUAUGUCGCCAUCCCUGCAGCUUGUGGGCGCCGCCGACGGCGUCGAGGACCGCCUGGCCCGGCUUAAGCCCAAGGUGAUAUGUGUUGUUCAGGCACAGCCGGCAGCUCGUGUCCUCAAGCUGCUGGGGUGUCAGGCCCUUGAGGGAAGCCUGGGUGGCCACCGGCAUGAAGAUGGGGAGGUUGACGGGGCCAUGGGGAAGAGUGAGUAUGGAGGCGCGGGCGCGGGUGGUCUAGACGGGAGAUAGAGCUUGGUAUCAGAUCGCCAAAGUCAAUGCACCAGGGGGGUGUGGUCGUAGAGGAGGGAGUAGAGGUAGGGCAUAGCAUAGCUGCCCUGCAGGUGACCCAAUGGGGGAAGAGGUGGAGCUUCGGUUCUCGGAACCAUCAACCAUUGCGGUUUGACUGACAGGUUCGGCGGGAAAAAAUAUCCAUGUUGCUCGCCCCGAUAUCACCCGUCUUGUGCUGCACCGGUAAACUUGGCGGUAACUGACCAGGCGGAAAGACUUCUUUCGACCUGUCUCUCUUUUUUGUUUUGUUUUACAAGGCAAAGCAGCUUCACUUGAUCUCUCCGAGUUAUUCGACUCACCGAACACCGAGCUAUGAGCUCAAAUGUGAGUGCUCCAUGGGUUGCAGACAGCUUGGAAGCAGCUGCCGGCACCGAAGCCAUAGUCGGCUGUAAGGUUGUUUGUAUCUGUUUAGCCAGCCGAGACGGGCUGACUGACACAGAUGUCUUUCCCCCUCCUUCACGGGACCAUGUAAUAAAAUACUACGUCUACGUGGUAUGUAGGAUUUUCCUGCUUGUCGCGGGUGCGUGAGAUUGGUAAUAUCAAUCAACUCUCAUGCACAAACUGAUCUUCGGCACGUCCUUGUUGCAGUCGAAGGCGUCUCGGGGCUAGAUUGGCCAGUUGCCUGGCUCUAGUACUAGAAAUAGAAGGAAACGUUGUUUUGAGACGGACAGGUCUAGGAAUGCCCAGGAGAAUAUUUCUGGCUGGUUCCCUG
Messenger RNA from Pyricularia grisea, 3893 nucleotides. RefSeq lists its product as uncharacterized. Lineage: Eukaryota; Fungi; Ascomycota; Sordariomycetes; Magnaporthales; Pyriculariaceae. The transcript has 3 exons. The record is from RefSeq and is a predicted model, not a curated record. Gene Ontology annotation, molecular function: phosphoric diester hydrolase activity. The coding region runs from base 691 to 1746 and encodes 351 amino acids. Gene Ontology annotation, biological process: lipid metabolic process.